AUGACCGCAGCAAACCCUCCGCCGGGCGCCUUGCCGGUGGAGCACCUCAAUGGAGCAGAUCCCUUUCUCGCGCCCCCGCAGGAUGGCCAGAGGCGAUACUCGGCCUUCGACAAUUCGCAGUUCUCCCUUUACGUAAACGGAUCGCCUGCCCAAGCCAAGCGCGCUCUCGAAGCACACUUGGCAGAGACAACUCGCAGGCUGCAGGAGACAUCCCACCUCGGCAAUGCUCUUGUCCAACAGCGGAAGGAACUCGAAGACAGGCUGCAGGAAGUGGAACAGCAGCAAGAGGAGAAUGAUAUUGGCGAGGAUCUGCGCCACAGGCUGACUGAGCUGGAGAAGGAGUUUAACGAGGUCGGACGGGAGACGGCUCGCGUCUUCCUCCCCAAAUCCCGCGUUCCGAGCGGAGAGACUGACGCUGCAACCGGCGGCUCAGUCUACUCGAGCGAAGCCCUCCAGUCGCCUACCAAAGUCAGCGUUCCGUCGCGGAAGCAGAAGAACCAACCGCCCAGUCGCAUCAACGAUAUCGCGCUAGCAACCGAAAUCUCGACGUCUCUGCUUUCCCAGCUCAAGGAGCUCCAGGCUGUUCUACUUGAGAAGGAUGAGGCCCUCAAGGCAGCCGACCUGGAUAGGUCCCAACUCGAAAUCGAGGUCGAGGGCUUGUCGCAGCGCUUACGAACCCUGGACGAGAGUGAGUCGCGGCUAAAGGAUGUCAACUGGAGUCUUGAAACACAAAUUCGUGAGUCUGAGGUACAGUCCAAGUCAGCGGCAGACAAGGAGCACCGCCUCAACCAUGCAUUGGAUCUCGCACGCACAGAAAGGUCAACCUUGGAAAGGGAACUGGAGGAGUUGAAGCAGAUGUACACAAAGCUCAAUGACGACCACAUCAACAAGAUCAAGCAGCACGAGACAGAACUUUCCAUUCUUCGCCGCAAUGUGGCCAUGACCGAGACCGAAAAGGGUGCAAUGCAGCGUAAAAUGGAGGAGCUCACAGCCAAGAACCAGCAGCUCGCACAAGCGAUUGCCUGGCGUGCAAGGUCCGAAGAGCGUGGUCGCUCUGAAGAUUCCUCGCAAGACGACAGCUUUGUGGAACGACAAUCGGGAACUCCAGAGCACUCGCCUGCUCCCUCACCGAGCAAGGCUACUCCCCGCCACGGCAUGCUCGAGACCGAGACAUUGAAGCACUCCCUUCAACACGCCCACCGUAUGAUCCAGCAACUCAAGAACAACAUUCACCGUGAAAAGACCGAGAAGAUCGAGCUCAAGCGAGUGUUGCAAGAUACCCGUGAUGAAUUGGACACAGCCCGCGCUCAAGUUGCACCUGGCAGCGCUAGCAAGAGAAGGAGAAGCGAAAAGGACAUCUUUAAGAAGCCUCCUCGACCAGAUCGACUUGGCGCUCUGCGUAGUGGCACCCAGGAGAUCAUUGAGGAUGACGAGUGGGAAGAGGAGGAAGGCAUGCCAGCUACACCUAGUCGACAACCGCACCUCUCUGUCUCUACAUCUCGAAUCUUCUCCAGCGGAAACAAAUCUGCCACAGAGACAAGCGCGUUCGAAGGGUUUGAGACCGCUAACGAGACAUCGGAUGCUGCUUUCGAGACUGCAAACGAACGUGACGGCAUGGCAACCGAGUCGGACGCUUUCCAAACAGGGGCAGAGACACUUGAUGGAGACAGCAGUGAUCAGUUAACCGAAACUGAGGCCAGGCCUCCUAAGCUGAGCGAGCGUCGUAGUCGACCCUCGCUCUCAAGUCGGGGUCGUGCUGCCUCCUACCAGAGCACGGCAUCUACGUCUGGCGAUGACUUCAGUGAGCCGGAUUUCAGGACACCUUUGCACCAUCAAAAUUCUCGUAUCCGAUUGAGGCCAAGCAGUUCUCGCAGGUCAACACCCAAGUCAACACCCAAGAUCGGCUCGGGCUUGUUCGCUAGUACACCUCCUGCAUCUAGGGAUUCUCCUGCAAGCUACAUCAGCAGUAGCAACGAGAAUACGCCUGCUCAAGGCAAGAGUCUGUUUGCGGAGCUGAAUGACUUGAGUGACGAUGACGGGAGCUCUGUUGAAGGUACUGUCGAAGGCACGCCAAGCCGCUCUAGUAUUAUACACUCGCGUCAGUCGUCAACGGAUGCACUGCGAAGGACCAUCACUGCUAUGCCCAGGCCACUUAUGGUAGACUCUGGUACCAUGACCGAACGAGAUAUCCCUGAGCCCAUCACCAUUUCCUCAAUUUCUAGUCAGGAUACUCAACCACAGGCCAUCCGCAUGCCGGUCCUUCAGUUGUCUUCUUUGCGUUCAAACGACACAAACCCGCAGGCCCCGCGCCCACAAGACCUCCAAGUGUCUUCAGUUUCUUCGCAAGGUACAGAGCCAAAUCAGGUGCUUCCACCAACGCUUCGUCUCUCUAGCGUUUCUGGAAACGCAACCAGUCCUCGUGCACCACAGCUGCCUCAGUUGGCUGUAUCCUCCUUGUCUGCCCAAGGGACCGAGCCGCAAGCUCCCUUGGUACCAUUGUCAGCAUAUUCUUCUUUGCGUUCGCUAGACACUUCACCACGUGCUGCACCCAUCACACCUUUGAACAUGUCAUCGGUGUCUGCCCACACAACAGAGCCUCGACAUGCUCUUCCAGCGCCUCUUGGCCUGUCGAGUUUCUCGUCUCAGGCCACGGAGCCCCGACAUGCUCCUCUACAGCCUCUCGGAUUGUCAGACUUCUCUUCUGAGGGUACAGAGCCUCGACAUGCUCUUUCACAACCUCUUGGGCUGUCCGGCUUUUCGUCAGCGGGUACGGAGCCUCGACAAUCUACUCCACCACCUCUUGCCCUGUCAGAUUUCUCAUCUCAAGGCACUGAGCCCGUCUCACCACACGUGCGAGAGCCUGUCGUUGCUUCGUUGGACGUUUCUUCCAUAUCCCACCAGGCUACUGAGCCAAAGGAAACCAAUAACUCGAAGCUUCUAGCUCCAUUACAGCUGUUGAGAUCGGCCAUAUCAACUCAGUCAACAGAGCCUGUAGACAGAACCGAGUUUGUUGCUGAGGCUCUCAGGUCCGUAUCGACUUCUGGAGAGGCUGCCCCAGUACAACCCCAGCAGGCACCUCGAACACAAGAGCAUCAGUCGCUGCAACUGUCAAAGGUGGCUGCUCACGCAACUGAGCCAAGAGAUGCGUCGCACAAGCAGACACCUCUGCAGAUAUCAGCCCUGGUGUCUAACGGAAUCGCACCCAAGGAUGCGCCCCGCACACCACUUUCAGCGUUUUCGACAACGUUGACCCAAGCCACAGAACCGCGAACGCCCAGCCGAGAGAGACAACAGUUUUCUGAAAUCUGCUCGCACGCUGCUACCGCGCCUGUUGCACCACGACUACCGCACAUGCAGCUGUCGAACUUUUCGGUCCAGUCCACGGACCCUGUCGAGACGCCCAAGCCAGCUCCACAGCAGCUUUCAUCAUUGUCUUUCGAGACAUCACAGCCUGUGGAGCCUUCAAGACCAGCUCUGUCAUCUUUCUCUGGUCUCUUGUCAAAGGCGACCGAACCAAUGGCGCCAAAGACACCAGCUUCUAUGGGUCUCUCAAGCGUAGAAUCGCAAGUCACAGAUCCUGUCAAGCCGGCACAGCAUGCGCCAUCGCAACUCUCAACCGUUGACACUGUCGAAACAGAACCCGUCUCGCCAAUUCUUCCUUUGGAAUCUGUCCUCAACGUGUCCAACGUACAAACAAUCCACGAUACUCAGCCUGAGUCGCCAACGCUUCCAGCGUUCCUCCCAAGUCCCACAAGCAGGCCAUCCACAGCGAACAGAGAGCAAGCCCCUGUCAUGAGCUUGUCAUCUGUUGCAACUCAAGGUAUCGAACCAGUGGUGCCGUCAAGACCUGUGACUGCACACAGGGACACUCCACCUCUCUCACUAUCGACCAUUAGUCAAACUGAGACGACUGAGAACAAGCAGCCAUCAGUGCCCAAGAUCAACUACUUUGCUGCCAGUCCAACUACGAGCAAGGAUGCCUCAAUCGACAUGCUUCCUUCAUCGGAUGAUAGCCGAGAGACACGCGCACCCCUUGCACCCAUAAGCGCCAAUAUUCCUGUUAAGAAAAGUCAAAUACAAAUGACUGACGGAGGAACUCAGACUAUGGUAUCUGCCGAGCAGAUUGACAAGUUACUCCUUGCUCGAAGUCAAUUACGGAGCGGCACGGCGGUCGUAGAAGGGUCAGAGAAAACCCUUUCAUCUCCUGGAUCACCUAGGAAGUCAACACCCGAUCCUCUCCGAACUCCAAAACGUCCUAGCAGCUCUGGAAGCGUGCGUUCGCGCCUGGAGACGCCUCCCCCACUACCACGGGACCACAAAGAAGUCAUCGCUGCUGCAUCGCUCAGACCCAUGUCUCCUGGAUCAAUGGGACCGCCCUCACUCCCUGCCUCAGCUUACAAGAAACGACCGCAAACGCCAACCAUCAAGACAAGCAACAGCAAUCUCACUCCCAUGACAGGCGGUACUACUCCACGUGUGCGUCGUCCGUCGCAGCGAAGCGGCGCGUCUUCGCCUCUCAGCCACCGAUCGUCGUUGUCUUCGUUCACUUCGGAGAUUGAUCAACGCUUCAAUAUACCUGGAGGCCCAUCGUUUGCUCCAGGUGGACUAGCUGCCGGUGCCACAGACCCGCGGAUGAUUCAAGCCAUUACUCAGACCAUGAUUGGCGAGUACCUAUGGAAGUAUACCCGCAAGACUGGCCGUGAAGGCAUGUCUGAAAACCGACAUCGACGCUUCUUCUGGAUCCAUCCUUACACAAGGACCUUGUACUGGAGUGACCGCGAUCCUCAGAGUGCCGAUAAAUCGACCUUGAAAGCUAAGAGUGUAGCUAUUGAAUCUGUCCAAGAGGUCGACGACCCCAACCCUCUCCCUCCCGGGCUCCACCAAAAGAGUUUACUCGUCAUCACGCCGGGCAGGUCAAUGAAGUUUACUGCGACUACGGGUCAGAGACACGAGACCUGGUUUAAUGCUCUGAACUAUUUGUGCCAGCGUGUUGAAGACGUUGAAGAAAAGUCUUCGCCAGUGUCAGAGCAUAGGCCUACAACUGCUGAGGAAAUUCAAGACGAGUUCAACGGCGGAUAUAGAAGCUCCUCGCGCCAAACCGGUCGAUCAAGAGCUUCAGUGAUGUCGUACGCUACUAGGCGCGCAUCAUCUCGCGAACCUGGCCAAGUACCCACGAUCCGACAAUCAAACUAUUCUCAGCAACGCGCACUUUCAACCGAGGCACCGGCUCAUGGCUCUGUCGCGAGUAGAUUCACUAGCAUGCUCCGACCAAGCGCCUCGGCCAUGCGAGGAUCUUUCUCCAGCCGGCGAAGCAGCAAGGCAAAUGCGCCGGAGACGACAAUGUAUGAAGAGCCAAGCGCUUCUCACCUGGAGCUUAGUCGCGAUAUCCACGAGCACUUGGAGCAAGAUGAAGACUUCAUGCCCAAUGUUCGAGCGUGCUGUGAUGGUAAACACGAUGUUGGACAUCUUCAUCAACACUCGAUCAGAGGUCGAUACGUCAAGGCCUCUAGUUCGCGGCCUUCGCUCUUCGGUUCCAUGAGCUCGCGGGCUCAGUCUCGAGCUGAGUCGCGCACAGAAUCGCGCACCGAGUCUCGGACCGAGUCACGUACAGAGAUGCGCAACGAACAACUCCGCCACCAAACCGAGAUGGAGGCAGCAAACUACUCAGCUGGUGCAUAA
Bipolaris zeicola 26-R-13 is the source of this 5679-nucleotide messenger RNA. RefSeq lists its product as uncharacterized. The coding region runs from base 1 to 5679 and encodes 1892 amino acids. The transcript has 2 exons. Gene Ontology annotation, molecular function: phospholipid binding; tubulin binding. The record is from RefSeq and is a predicted model, not a curated record. Gene Ontology annotation, biological process: dynein-driven meiotic oscillatory nuclear movement; maintenance of protein location in cell cortex; establishment of mitochondrion localization. Gene Ontology annotation, cellular component: mitochondrion; cell cortex. NCBI's taxonomy places the organism in Eukaryota, Fungi, Ascomycota, Dothideomycetes, Pleosporales, Pleosporaceae.